AUGCUGUUAUAAAAAAGAUGAAAAUCUACUCCAGGUUACAACGAUAAGGAUCGAUCGAUGGAACUCAUAUCACUUGUGAAAAGUAAAAAAGACUCCAAGGCCAUAAAUCUCAUAGAAAAUGGGAUAGACACAUCAUUUGUUGAUCAGGAUGAUAACACCGCUCUUCAUUAUGCCAGUUCAGCGGGACUUGUAAAUGUGAUAAUUAGUAUACUAGAGGAAAGUGUGCUUACGUUAGAUAGCUGUGGAAAGGAUGGACACACAGCAGUGCAUUUUGCAGUUAUUAAUAAGAAUAUAGAAGCUUUGGUUGCUCUGGUAACAUACGGUGCAAAUAUCAAUAUGCUUGAUGAGCCCGAAAAAACAUGA
This is a messenger RNA of Mytilus trossulus (common blue mussel), 363 nucleotides long. Its product is annotated as ankyrin repeat domain-containing protein 7-like. The transcript has 4 exons. NCBI's taxonomy places the organism in Eukaryota, Metazoa, Mollusca, Bivalvia, Mytilida, Mytilidae. Gene Ontology annotation, molecular function: protein binding. Bases 58 to 363 code for a protein of 101 amino acids. The record is from RefSeq and is a predicted model, not a curated record.